Messenger RNA from Scheffersomyces stipitis CBS 6054, 495 nucleotides. It is a transcript of the gene MED21, whose product is annotated as Med21p. Gene Ontology annotation, cellular component: mediator complex. Bases 1 to 495 code for a protein of 164 amino acids. Gene Ontology annotation, biological process: regulation of transcription by RNA polymerase II. The transcript is spliced from 2 exons. Gene Ontology annotation, molecular function: transcription coregulator activity. Lineage: Eukaryota; Fungi; Ascomycota; Pichiomycetes; Serinales; Debaryomycetaceae. The record is from RefSeq and is a predicted model, not a curated record.
AUGGCUGAUAGACUCACACAGCUUCAAACCUGUCUCGACCAACUCGUUGAGCAGUUUAAUGCCACCGUAAAUUACAUCAACACGAGCAGUGAACCUUCUUUACUUGAUGAGGAUCCGACUUCUGUCUCAAACAUUGCCGCUAGUGCCCCCCUUCCAGCUAACCAGACACAACAGGGUAGCACUUUGGGAAGUAACAGACAGACGGUUUCACCAUCGACUCAAGCGGAAGCCGAGUCGAAUUUUGAGAAUACUAUAAACGAACUAUCCACAGACAUCAUCUUGAAGUCUAGACAAAUCAGUAUGCUCAUAGACUCGUUGCCAGGAAUAGGAGUUUCGCCUGAGAGUCAGUUGAAGAUCAUCGACGACUUGAGCAAGGAGCUCCAAAGUGUGGAACAGGAGCAAGUGAAGAAGAUCCAAGAAAAAGACAAGUUAUUGAAAUGGUGUGAGUCAUUGAUUGUGGAAGUCGCUACUGGUAUUUCUGAGACAAGACAUUGA